GGCAUUGUCAAUACCCAUCUGUUUACUGGAAAGACUUUUGUUCAUGCUGUAAAUGGAUGACUCUUGUACAAAUUCUUUUUAUUUGCAGGCCUAAGCCUAACUGUGAUGAACUUAUUCAUUGAGCAACUUUUUCAUAUUAAGAAGACAUUAGGAGUUGCUUAGCACCCACAGUCCGCAUUACCAAUUGAGGUAGCUCGGUGCCUACUUAAUCUUCAAUGAGAAAGGGAAUGUUAUUUAGAAGCAGAGAAUUCUUCGAUCAUCUCACAUAAAAUUGGGUCCCCUGUGAGGAAUUCACAUGUGAUGUUCACAUUAAGAUGGAGGAACUAGACUUGACCAGACUAUCUAGUAAUUUACUCCAACUGAUCGACUGCUACGUCACUAAAAAUCUGGUUUCAGACAUUGGCUUCCAAAUAUAAUCAAGACCAUUUGUCUAAUGAUGCAAAGGAGACAUACUGGAGAUGGCUUAACCUCAGGGUCCGAUCAUGAACCAUGUGGUAGAAGACAAGCCUGACAGUUCUCUCUUCUUCUAAACAUAUGUUGAAAAAAUGAUAAAGAAUUAGAAUUCAAGCAAAUUUAUGCAACAUCCCUGCUCCCUCCUUCAAGUUCCAACCCUACACAAGCACAUGCUGAGUAGAGUUAAAGAAUGACUGCUCAGCUGGCCCACGUGCCAUUAUUGGCCCAAUGAUUGAUUUAAAGCCAUCUUACCCCUCUUACCUUUUAGUUUUCCCUUUCUAUCCUCAACCCAAUAUCUUAUAUCUGACAUUUGAUGCAAAGAAGACCAUCUUCACCAUUCAUUUCCUUGAUAUUUGUACUCCACGCUUGACAUUAUUUAAGGUUUUGACUAUCUAAAGGAACAGAUCGAAGUGGCUAUCAUCUUCGCUUGCUAGGAAGAGGGGCAAUCAAGAGAACUCAUCAUCAACUUGGUUCUUUUCUAUCUACGGAUAUUUGGGCCAACAAGAUUUCACCUUCCAGUGAUCUGCUUCAUUCCUAAAUUUGAGAACAGAAAAGUUUGCUCGAGAGCAGGUGAAAUGGCCAAUCUUAGAAGUCCUAAAUUCCUGGUCCUAUAUUCUUUUCAGUUAUUUUUUUUGGUGCAAAUCCAAGUCUCCUGCUACCAGUACAAGGUUGGAGAUUUAGAUGCUUGGGGUAUUCCCACUUCAGCAAACCCACAAGUCUACUCUUUUUGGCCCAAAUACCACACCUUUCAGAUUGGAGAUUCUCUCUUGUUCUUGUACCCACCAAGUCAAGAUUCCGUGAUUCAAGUCACAGAACAAAACUACAACUCCUGCAACCUGACAGAUCCACUAUUGUACAUGAACAAUGGCAAUUCUUUAUUUAACAUCACUGCACCCGGGGUGUUCUACUUCACCAGUGGAGUUCCAGGGCACUGUGAACAGAAGCAGAAGCUACGCAUAUCUCUGCUUUCUGGGAAUGGUUCAGCUUACUCUCCCUCUUAUGGUCCUAGUGCAUUGCCAGAAACUGCAGCACCCUCUUACCCCACUGUGUUUGGGACAAUCCCAUUGCCACCUUCUUCCUCACCAACAAAGAGAUUUUCAAUAUUCUUAUCUGCCUUUAUUGGCGCAGCGAUUUCUGCAAUGAUCAAUGGCUUCAUGUGAAGGACACAAUUACCAGGACACAAAUGAGGAUCGAUACACACAUACACACAUAUAUAUACAUAUCACUUUAUUGGUUUUUCAGGUCCAGCAUAUUGAUUCAUAUAUAAAAUUUUGGUGGUGUUAUUAUUUUCAGUGAUUCAAGAGAAAGAAUAAAAUGGUGGUUCUUUUC
Molecule: messenger RNA, 1782 nt
Organism: Hevea brasiliensis (rubber tree)
Lineage: Eukaryota; Viridiplantae; Streptophyta; Magnoliopsida; Malpighiales; Euphorbiaceae
Product: early nodulin-like protein 8
Exons: 2
Coding region: 1029-1613 (194 amino acids)
Cellular component (GO): plasma membrane
Molecular function (GO): electron transfer activity
Source: RefSeq, a predicted model, not a curated record